AUGAAUUCUUCUAGCCAAACCACUGGAAGAGGCACAACAAUCUCCGGAAUAGAAGACGAUUCCUCUUGCUGCAUCAUACAAAUUGAGAACCCUAUAUAUUCCCCCAAACGUCUGAAGAAAUCAGCCGGUGGUCAAUCUUGUUGCAUUUUCAGAGUCCCUCACACUCUCUUCCAAGCCAAUGAAACAGCCUACAAACCGAAGAUUGUCUCAAUCGGUCCUUACCACCAUUGUGAUGGUGAAGUUGAUAAAGAUCAUCUUCAGAUGAUCCAGGAGCACAAACAAAGAUAUCUUGCUUUCUUUUUGUCCAAGACAAAUCAAAAGGAUGUGCAUAUGACGCAUUUACGCGAAGCAGUAUCCGUAAUGGAAGAGAGGAUCAGAGGUUCAUACUCCGAGGAUCUAAAGUUUGAUCGAGAAAAGCUGAUUGAUAUGAUGGUUCUUGACGGUUGCUUCAUCCUCACGUUGCUCAUUGUAGUUUCAAAGAGGAGUACUUGGCGUAUUAAUUAUGCUGAUGACCCUAUUUUCACGUUGAGGUGGAUUCUACCAACCGUUAGAAGUGAUCUACUCCUCCUUGAAAAUCAGGUUCCAUUUUUUGUUCUUCAAGAUAUCCUUAAGACGUCAAGGUUAUUUCCUUCAUCUAACCUAAACGAGAUGAUCUUUGCAUUCUUUAGCUACUCAAUAAGAAGGCCAAAAGAAUUUUGGGAAGAAAGAAAGAAUCUUGAUGCAAGCCAUCUUUUAGAUCUCAUCCGCAAAACUUUUAUACCUAAUCAAACGCAGCAAACAGAAGAAGAAAUAUACAACAAUAUAUUUUGUUGUUCAAGUGAAAACACAUGUUUCAGUAUAUUGAGUCGUCAUACCAAAAAGAAUGUUCAAGCGGAGACACCAAGUUUGAUUGGCUCAGCUAAAAAACUUCAGCUCCGAGGAAUACAAUUUAAGCAAAAAGGAAAAUUUGAGACACCUCUUGACAUAACUUUAAAGAGCGGUGUUCUUGAAAUACCAAAACUAACAUUUGAUGACUUUUUCAGCUCUCUUUUGAUCAACUCUGUGGCUUUUGAGCAGUUUAGUAUGAGAUGCUCGACCGAAAUGACAAGCUAUGUUACUUUCAUGGGAUGCAUCAUAAACACUGAAGAGGAUGCAACGUUUUUAAGCGAGAAAGGGAUCAUAGAGAACUACUUUGGGACUGGAGAACAAGUAUCUUUGUUCUUCAAGAACACUGGCAAAAGCGUUGCGUUUUCUAUAUCAAAGAGUUUUUUGUCAAAUGUGUUCGAGGGGGUGAACGAGCACACUUCGCAAGGAUGCCACGUACAAUGGGCAGGAUUCAAGUACACAUAUUUCAAAAGUCCGUGGGCAUGUCUAUCAUCUUGUGCUGCUUUGAUACUUCUUGUGCUUACCAUGUUCCAAGCUUUCUUCACAGCCUAUCCUUAUUUUCGUCCUCCCAAGUAAAAAGAGGACUUAAGGGAUUAUAUGGCUAGCUCUCGCUAGUGUCGCAGCUUGGGCUUC
This is a messenger RNA of Brassica napus (rape), 1497 nucleotides long. Its product is annotated as UPF0481 protein At3g47200-like. Lineage: Eukaryota; Viridiplantae; Streptophyta; Magnoliopsida; Brassicales; Brassicaceae. The coding region runs from base 1 to 1440 and encodes 479 amino acids. The transcript has a single exon. The record is from RefSeq and is a predicted model, not a curated record.